AUGGGGUGCAUCCGUGGGGACAGCAAGCACCAGCCGUCCUGUCAAGCACGUCCUGAUCGCUCCCCUCUCCGCUCUGAUCAUCGACCAGAAUGGGCCCGUAGGAGCAGUCGAGAAGAGUCCCUGCGUCCCUGUUGCCAUUAUCACGUCGACCAGGUCCACGCGAGUUCCCGCCACGAAGGAACAGCUACCCUAACACCAAAAGUCCCUCGUUGUCAAAGUGCGCCAUACAAGACAACGUUUCUUGUGCGCAGCCGUCUGCCCGCAUCUGAGAGGCCUUGUGCCGGAAGCACGCGUGAAAUUGCCGCAAAGCCAGAUGACUGGCCCGUGGAGACUUGCAGGUCCAGCACGAAACAACAUAAACGGUGUUUCAAGGCGGUGAGCCACUAUCCUGGCACUUCAAUGUCUGGAUGCGUCGCUCUCGGCCGCGGCAUUUGGGCCGCCAUUGUUGAUCAUCAUCGUACGACCCGCGGCACUUUCAAUGGCUAACGUGUUAGUAUUGUUAGUAUUGUUACUACGUAGUAGGAUGCCCAUGUGCAGCUGGCCAUUUGAAGCGCUUUAUUGCAGGGUUCUAACCUGCUCCCACGUGUAGCAUCAUCCUUGUUUCUACAUGUGUGCAGCGAGGGGCUGGGAUGAUAUUUCGGCACUCGCCCUGAGGUAGUUUGGCAGCACGAGCCCUAUGAUGUGGCAUAGUUUCUAAACAGGAAGCCCAAGGGAUGAAAUCGACGUUAUUUUGAGGACCGGCGUAGGGCCGAGGAUAGUGUGGGGGCAUGCGCCGAUGUUUGUUUCACCGGCUGUGCUUGUUCUUUCUCCGUGUUAGUGUUGUUUGUUGAGUGUUAAGGAC
Molecule: messenger RNA, 841 nt
Organism: Ilyonectria robusta
Lineage: Eukaryota; Fungi; Ascomycota; Sordariomycetes; Hypocreales; Nectriaceae
Exons: 4
Coding region: 1-486 (161 amino acids)
Source: RefSeq, a predicted model, not a curated record